Porites lobata is the source of this 480-nucleotide messenger RNA. Lineage: Eukaryota; Metazoa; Cnidaria; Anthozoa; Scleractinia; Poritidae. The record is from the annotation of a GenBank genome assembly.
ACAGCGUCUCGUGAGCCCACUGGAAAAAUUGCAAGUUCAACUGUUGGUGUUGGACCCACCACAACUUCAAUACAGGCUAAAGGGAAAACGAUAGGCGCGUUAGAAGUAAUAGGAUUUUGUCUCGCUGCCGUUCUUGGCCUCUUAGUCGCGGCCUUCGCCGUCUACUAUUUCGCUUUUCGGAAACGAUGGUAUCCGCAAUACUGGGACAUGGGACCGGAGUCACCUCCACCUACCCCAGCAGUGGCAGCAGCUAACGUAUCAGCGGCAACAACAGCAGCCGCGGGCGAAAGAAAGAUAGUAUCAGAAGUUGGGAUAACUCACGCAGGAUUUACUGGGGACGCGUCUAGCUCCACCGAGAAGGUCCCUCCUGUUUCCUUUAACGGUAAUGCCCAUGUCGAGAAGAAGGAAGAAAUUCCUGCGAACAAGCAAGAUGGUGAAGGCGAGGAGAAUGUUGGAUUUGCUGAAGAUAGUGCUUUGUAA